UAAGUUGAAGCAAAUGGACCCCAUGAUUCGUGCGUGUUACAGCAGGUUCAUGGACCUCCAAGAAGGCACUUUGGCUUGGAUUAUCGCCAUUGAUUCUUUGUUCUUGAUCCACGUUUUGUCGUCCUAUGAUCCCAGAAAUGACAAUAUUCUCACUCGGGACAUAAUCCUGCUCGAGAAUCAGAUUCCUGUUGUUCUUCUUAAAGAAAUCUUGAAGCUAGUUGAACUGUCAUCACCUUUCGAUGAAGUAUCUUUGAUGUUGUUGAGGUUUUGCGAGGCGCAUUCGCCGUUGAAAAUCUCAAUGGAAUCGAGGAAUUUCAAUGAUUCCGGCCGACAACCUCUGCAUCUGCUAGAUCUCAUGUACCAUUUGAUUGUCAAGGAUCAAGGUCCAGCGUCAUCUUGCGACGUUAUUGAGGUUCCAAUUCAGGAGAUUUCUUUCCUACAAAAUUCCAGGGUUGAAACCAAGUUGAUUGUCGCCCAAGAACAGGACGGCCAAGACCAAAACACGUUCCAAAAAUUCGAGGAAAUUAUAAAUGGUCUAGAGUCUAUGGGUCUAAAAAACACACGACACAUUAUAACGCCGGUUAAGGCUGUCUCGAAUGUUAUUCCUUGGACCACCAUUUCAGGUCUGUUCAGGACAGCCACAAAGAUCGACGGGAACGACGAAGACGAGAUAACAAUCCCUUCAGUGGCGUCGUUAUGGCGCUACGCUUGCAUCAGAUGCUCCCCAGUUCUGCAAGGGGGCAUCUGCAGCAUCAAAUUCGACCAACACGAAGCCACCCUUUACCUCCCAGUCAUCACUCUGAACUCAUGCUCAGAAGUUAUACUGAGAAACCUCGUAGCCUACGAGGCUUCCAUGCUCAAAUCAACCUUGGAAUUUGCGAGGUACGUGAAUUUGAUGAAUGGGAUUGUGGACACUGCUGAGGAUGUUAGGAUAUUGAGGCAAAAUGGGGUGAUCAAGGGCACUCUCAGUGACCAAGAAACUGCGGACCUCUUCAAUGGUAUGAAAAGGUUUUUCACAAAACUAGAUAAGAUGUCCAACAUUGAGGUUGCCAUCAAGACGACCAAUGAGUUCUAUGAUAUGAGGAUGAUCGUCAGGGUCUAUAGGAAGAUGAAGAGAAAUGCACACAUACCAUGGAAAGUUUUUGCUGUUCUUUCAUUCAUUUUAACCCUCGGACUGUUGGCUUUCGAAACAUUGUGUGGGUCCUACCGUUGCAGAAAUCUUUGGGCCAAGUAGUAACUAGGGGUGUUAGCGAACAGUGCUUUCGAUAAACUAUUCGUAUUCGUGUUCGGUAAGUGUUCGUUUAUGUUCGUUUGUUAAGGUAAACGAACAUUAACAAACAAAAUUUAGAGCUCGCUUUAUAAACGAACAUAGUCCGAACAGUUGUAAGCUC
Molecule: messenger RNA, 1391 nt
Organism: Ipomoea nil (Japanese morning glory)
Lineage: Eukaryota; Viridiplantae; Streptophyta; Magnoliopsida; Solanales; Convolvulaceae
Product: putative UPF0481 protein At3g02645
Exons: 2
Coding region: 14-1234 (406 amino acids)
Source: RefSeq, a predicted model, not a curated record